This is a messenger RNA of Nasonia vitripennis (jewel wasp), 1926 nucleotides long. It is a transcript of the gene DCTN4-p62, whose product is annotated as dynactin subunit 4. The record is from RefSeq and is marked validated. Bases 133 to 1632 code for a protein of 499 amino acids. Gene Ontology annotation, cellular component: dynactin complex. NCBI's taxonomy places the organism in Eukaryota, Metazoa, Arthropoda, Insecta, Hymenoptera, Pteromalidae. The transcript has 9 exons.
GAGACCAAAAAUAAUUCGCCAAAUUGCCACUGACGUUUCAAACCGAACAUGGCCGCGAUCUACUUGUUCUGCUCGCAAAACAGAUGAGAACUCAAUUCAAACGAUAAAUUAGAAGCAUAUUUUUUAUACAAAAUGGCUUAUUUAUUUCAACCCGAUUACGUGCGGUAUGUCUGUAGCUGCGGGUCGUUGAAGUCCAUUGCCAAGAUUUAUUUCUGCAGGCACUGUUUGAGUGUACGGUGUGGUUAUUGUGUCUGUCAUGAGGUGGAUUCCUAUUAUUGUCCAAAUUGUUUGGAAAAUCUACCUCCGUCAGAAGUUCGGUUGAAGAAAAACAAGUGCUCCAAUUGUUUCGAUUGUCCCUGCUGUUCUCAAACAUUAUCGAUACGAUCUGGACAAGUAUUGGUAAAACCAGCACAACCUCCUGGUGAAGGGGUGGAAACCAAACCAGCAACAAAGAAAGUUUAUUAUUUAGGUUGUUCACUGUGUAGGUGGAGUUCUAGAGAUGCUGGUAUUCCUGAUCAAACCAUGGCAACGGGAAGUUGGAAAGAACAAGAAAAUCCCCAUGCAAACAGGAUAACAGCUUUAAUCAAUUAUCACAAGAUUUUAGCUUCCAUUGAAAAACAACAGAAGGAGAGGAAAAAGUUCCAAACAAAGAGGACCUUUUUACAGUUUGAAAAAUUUGGAAUUACCUCAGUGAUGGCUCGUAAACUUUCUGGUCGACCUAAUGUACCUCAACCCCAAGCACAAACAAGUGAUCAACCACCGCCUUCAGUAGCUAGUGAAGAAGUAGAAGAACUCCCAUCUGAUAUUUUUACAAAGACUGUGGAUAUAACGAAAAUCACAACUUUAGAUCAAAGGUUGCAGCAUCCGGAAUUACAAGCUGAAUUUAUUAAUGAAUUGAGACCUCAGAGAAAACAAUUCAUUGUAAAAAGAUCUCAGCGUUGCAGAUCUUGUGAACACAAUGUCAGUAAACCGGACUUUUGUCCAACAUCAACCAAGUUCAAGAUACAACUAGCAGCUUUCUACCAUGUUCCAGAAAUACGCAUUGUUACAUGUGAACCUCUACGCCUUGGAAAAUCAAGUGAACUGCUACUAAAAUUUUGUAAUCCCACUCAGCAUCAAACGCAAAUUAUGCUUUUACCUCUAGAUACCCCUUUGGCACCGACAACAACAACAAUACAAGGUGUAAAAGAAGAAAUCAAACGUGAAAAUGUUCAGAUGGGUUGUGAUUCUCCUAAUUUAUUACCUUCUGCUGUUCGUCAAACGGCUGUGAUUGAAGAGCCAAGGCCAAUAACGAUCAUCCCUAGUGGUGAUGCAGUAUUACCCACAAGUUCUUUUAUAUUACCCCCUAAAGAUGAUACUGCUGAAUACGAUGAUCCGACUGAUACUCAUAAUUUCCAAGAUGAUCCAAAGUUGAUGGUAUGGAGAAAAGGUAAUAAGGCUGUCAUUCGAUUACAUGUGUUGCCUUAUGUGGAUAAAGAAAGGAGAGCAGAAGAUGAACCCAUUGUCAUUGGAUUUGUUAUGCAAUAUGGUUAUGUGAAUACAAUAGCGACGUGCGAACACAAGGCUCCACAAAAACUGGACCUAAAAGUAAAAUUAUUCUUAACGCUUGGAAAUUUAGUAGGCACAUCAUAACACUUUCUUAUGCAAUUGUCUAAUAAAAUCAAUGAUAUACUCCACUACAAUCAUGUAUUGACUAAAAAUCUGCAUUUUUAUAAUUUAAAUUUUUCAAAUAUGUUAAUUUUUUUUUGUUAAUAACCAUUUAAUCUACACUUUUGUUAUGUUAAUAAUCAUGAUUUCUAAAAAAAUAUAUUUAUUUACGACAUUUCAGCGUGUUUAAUGAAUUUUCCAUGAAAGUUAUGACCUUAACAUACAGGAGAGGGAAAUAAAUGUAAAAAAUAUUGAAUAAAAGAAAUUUUUUUAAACGUU